This is a messenger RNA of Ostreococcus lucimarinus CCE9901, 624 nucleotides long. RefSeq lists its product with no specific name. The coding region runs from base 1 to 624 and encodes 207 amino acids. The transcript has a single exon. The record is from RefSeq and is a predicted model, not a curated record. Gene Ontology annotation, molecular function: nucleic acid binding; zinc ion binding. NCBI's taxonomy places the organism in Eukaryota, Viridiplantae, Chlorophyta, Mamiellophyceae, Mamiellales, Bathycoccaceae.
AUGCCCGCGCCCGGCCCGAAGGACGGGCACGCGUCCAAGGCCAGUCGCGAUCUCGGCGGUCGGCGCGGGCUGACGCGCGAGAUUAAAAACGUCAGCGUCAAGUCGAACGGGUUCAAGGGCGGCGGCCAGGGCGGCGUCGCGACGACGAAUCGCGGACUCGCGGGCGUGCGGCUGGGCGAGGGCGGCUCGGCGCGCUCGGUCGCGGCGCGACAGCGAUUGCGCGCGCGGUUCCUGGCGGGCGAGGCGGGGAAGGCGGCGAAGGCGGCGCGGACGGUGGGGAGGAAGCGCGCGCGAGAGGCGGCGGCGACGGCGACGACGACGACGACGACGACGACGACGGCGGCGACGGCGACGACGACGACGACGACGACGACGACGGCGGCGGCGGCGGACGCGCGCGCGGUGGAAGGCGACGUCGUGGAGGCGAAAUCGGACGACGCACACGUCGCGGGAAGCGAGAACGAUUACUUUUGCGACGUGUGCGCGUGUAAGUGUGGGUCGCGGAACAACUAUGAGACGCACGUGGCGUCGAAACGACAUCGUCAGAACCGGGACGCGGCUCGAGGACGCGAAAUUUUGGCCUCGUUGAAGCGACAGCGCGUGGAGAUAUCGGGAGAGGCGUGA